GAGCUUUGAUUUUUGGCAGGUUUCGGAUGCCAUAGAACAUACACACGCAUGCGCUUUCACGGUAGUCUCAGUGCAGCGAUGGCGUCUUCCAUUGCGAUGUGCAGGUUGCAUUUGAGGGGCAGCCUCUCUAAAUGCUUUAAAAAAGUAGAUUCAUGUUUUCAAAGAAAGUUCGGAACUAGUACUGCUGCUACGAAGACCGAUGCACCCAAUAAGAAAUAUAAAAUCGACUCAAAGGAUGGAAACAAAUCUUUUUACACAGUCCAAGAGGAGAAGAUAGAGCAGGCAGAGAGAUCUGUCCUUAUCAGCUGCCCGGCCAAAACCAACGAGAAAAAGUUCCUCAGCUAUUUAUCCAGACAUGGAGAUAUCAACAAAUGUUUCUUUUAUGAAAGCUACGGUACAUAUGCUGUGGUGGAGUUUUCCAACAAGGAGAGCCUCACAUCACUCCACGAAGGGACGGCCAUCCCCAGUAUCAACCAUGAAGCUACAGUGCCUUUCAAGUCCAGACUGCUUUCGCUCAGAAACGCUGGUCCUGUGGACAUGUCCAACGACCAGUCCGCCCCUCCGUGCCAACCACAGACCACCAUACACAUUAACGACCUCAUACAGAGACUUUCCAAAGAAGCCAGUAUAGACCAACAAAUCUCCUCCCUUACAGAGACGUACCAGCUGACGGAAGAGAACGUCUGCCUGCGUUUCCUGGUCUGCUCUCUUCUAAAGGACAUAGCUGCUGCAUAUUUCCCAGAAUGCACCAUUCGGCCCUUUGGCUCCUCCGUCAACGGCUUCGGGAAGCUGGGCUGUGACCUAGACAUGUUUCUGGACCUGGACGGCAUCAGUGGAAGGAAUCUGAAAAGGCCAAAAGCAGGGCUCUCCUUGGAGUACCAGACAAAGAGGUCUGCGUCUGAGCGGGCGUGUACCCAGAGUAUCCUGUCUGUGAUCGGGGAGUGUGUAGACCAGUUUGGGCCUGGCUGUGUCGGGGUGCAGAAGAUCCUCCAGGCUCGCUGUCCCCUAGUCCGAUUCGCCCACCAACCGUCAGGGUUCCAGUGUGACCUCACGGCUAACAAUAGGGUAGCGAUGAAGAGCUCUGAGCUUCUGUACCUGUAUGGGGGGCUGGACCGGCGGGUGCGUUGCCUGGUGUUCAGUGUCCGGUGCUGGGCUCGGGCCCACAGUAUCACCAGCAGCAUACCUGGAGCCUGGAUCUCAAACUUCUCUCUCACUGUCAUGGUCCUAUUCUUCCUCCAGAGGAGAACUAUUCCUAUCCUACCCACCCUGGACCACCUCAAGGAACUAGCAGGCCCUCUAGAUAAGAGUGUCAUCGAGGGAAACGACUGCACAUUUGUCAGCGACUUCACAAAAAUACGACUGCAAGACAACACAGAGACAUUAGAGCAACUGCUGCAGGAGUUCUUUGAGUUCUAUGGAACCUUCGCGUUCAACCGCAUGUCGAUCAAUAUCAGAAAGGGCAGGGAGCAAAACAAACCCGAGAUGUCCCCAUUGCACAUCCAGAACCCCUUUGAGCCCGCGCUGAACGUCAGUAAGAAUGUUAACGGAACGCAGCUGGAGCGCUUCGUGGCGCUGUGUCGGGAGAGCGCCUGGAUGCUGCAGCAGCGGGAGUUCAACGUACCGCACAGCGGCAGCGCUACCGGAAACAACGCCCCCUGGGGCCUGGCAGCGCUCCUCAUGCCCUCGGUCUCCCAGGUGGCCGGGGUUAAAGGUCGUAAGAAGAGGAAGAGGGAGCCGGCCAGCGAGAGGAUAAAGGGCCUGCUGGAGUCUCUAAAGAACAGUGAGGUGAAGAGCUAGAGAGCGGCCAUGCAGUACAGCCCCACUAGAGGUCACUGGUGAGUUCUGGGUCUAUGGGUAACAGUGGCUACAUGGCCGUAAAGAAUGGACUUGUGAGGACUUGUCCAAUUGCUUUUCACACAACUGCAAAUAACCGAUCAGAGCCAAACCAAGCUGUACUGAUAUGGCUUGCGCCAUGGUUGCUGCAACCUACCUGAAAAGGACAAUGUGACAACAGUUUGGUUUUGUUCAGCACGGUAGUGUGAAAAGGGUACCUGUGACCAGACUCGUUAUAAGAAAGUCUGACUACUCUACAUGGCGACGUUUGCACAUCGAUGUACAUAAAGACUUGAAGUUAUAGCGUCCGCUGACAUCUUUUUGUUUGUAUACAUUUAGAGCCGAUGUAUUCAGAUGUUUUUUAUUAAAGAUCCUGAACA
This is a messenger RNA of Oncorhynchus mykiss (rainbow trout), 2213 nucleotides long. It is a transcript of the gene mtpap, whose product is annotated as mitochondrial poly(A) polymerase. Gene Ontology annotation, cellular component: mitochondrion. Gene Ontology annotation, biological process: RNA 3'-end processing. Gene Ontology annotation, molecular function: poly(A) RNA polymerase activity. The record is from RefSeq and is a predicted model, not a curated record. NCBI's taxonomy places the organism in Eukaryota, Metazoa, Chordata, Actinopteri, Salmoniformes, Salmonidae.